Messenger RNA from Monodelphis domestica (gray short-tailed opossum), 2444 nucleotides. RefSeq names its product TNF alpha induced protein 6 (gene TNFAIP6). Gene Ontology annotation, biological process: negative regulation of inflammatory response; cell adhesion. Gene Ontology annotation, molecular function: hyaluronic acid binding. Lineage: Eukaryota; Metazoa; Chordata; Mammalia; Didelphimorphia; Didelphidae. The record is from RefSeq and is a predicted model, not a curated record.
GUCUUAAUUGUAUUACGAUACAGCUGCGAACGCAAUUGGAGCAUACUUGCUGACCUCACAGCUGAAAAAACUCUUUAAAAGAUCUGGAAACCAGAUGUUCCAGUCAAAUUUCAGCAGCUGCUUGAAGAGUUUACCCUGAGUAGCUCCCAAAAGACUGUUAUCCAUUUUCUACAACUGAAGAUAUGAUCGCCUUAAUUUAUUUCUUUGUUUUGCUGUGGGAUGAGGCGCAGAGCUGGGGAUUCAAGGAUGGAAUCUUUCAUAACUCCAUUUGGCUUGAACAAGCAGCAGGUGUCUAUCACAGAGAAGCUCGUGCUGGCAAAUAUCAGCUUACCUAUGCAGAAGCAAAGGCUGUAUGUGAAUAUGAAGGAGGACACCUUGCCACUUAUAAACAACUGGAGGCAGCCAGAAAAAUAGGAUUCCAUGUGUGUGCUGCAGGAUGGAUGGCUAAGGGUAGAGUUGGUUAUCCCAUUGUGAAGCCAGGGCCCAACUGUGGAUAUGGAAAAACUGGCAUUAUUGAUUAUGGAGUCCGUCUCAACAGAAGUGAAAGAUGGGAUGCUUAUUGCUACAACCCUCAUGCAAAGGAGUGUGGAGGGGUCUUCACAGACCCAAAACGAAUUAUUAAAUCUCCAGGAUACCCAAAGGAAUAUGAAGAUAACCAAAUCUGCUACUGGCAUAUUCGAUUAAAGUAUGGUCAACGUAUUCAUCUAAGUUUUCUGAACUUCAAUCUUGAAGAUGACAUAGCUUGCCUCGCUGACUACUUAGAAAUAUAUGACAGCUAUGAUGAUAUUCAUGGCUUUGUAGGAAGAUACUGUGGAGAUGAGCUACCAGAAGACAUCAUUAGUACAGGAAAUGUCAUGACCUUAAAGUUUUUAUCUGAUGCUUCAGUGACAGCAGGAGGUUUUCAACUCAAGUAUGUCACAGUGGAUACCACGCCCAAAACCGGUGAAGGAAAAAAUGCUAGCACAAAUUCUCAUGGAAAUAAAAACUUUUUAGCUGGAAGAUUCAGCCAUUUGUAAACCAGCACAGCAUCAUCAAAAUAGGAUACUGGUGUUUGCAUUUUUUACAACUUUCUUUGUAUCUUACUUUUAAAAAGAAGUCAUUGCUGACAUCCAGAGGGACUGGAACCAAAUGUCUUGUUGACACUAACCUAUGUACCACUUUGGUGAACUGCAAACUUAGCAGCUGAAGAUUAAACUAAAAAAAUAAAAGUGAGAAGAAACACUAAAGAGAAGAUAACUUUAUCUUUCUGAACCUAAUAAAAUCAAGGCAUUUCCUGAGUGAGCAUUACUUAACACCCAUUAACUUUUCUUUAUUUUUCUUCACCCUCUUCCACAUAUAAUGUGAGCUUUUAUGAUUAGCAUUACAUGUUACUUAGACCCAACAUUUUAUAAUUUUCUCAUUCACUAUGUAUCCACCCCCUGGGAUUCUGAUUUAUAGCUUUCUCUCUUUUUUUUAUCCUUCAAUUUCAACAAUGUGAUUUUACAGCCUCAAAGUUUAAAUACUUAGGAUUCUUUAGAAAUAUUAACUAAUGUUAAAGAAGUAUAAUUAUUAAAUAAAAUAAUGUAUGUGAAUUUUAUUCACAUAUAUACAUAAAUAAUGAAUAUACUUUGAAAAAUAAAAGAACUAUACAAAGGUGAAGUAUCGUCAUUAGUAAAUGUACACCAACCAUGAUUUUCAAAUUAGCUACAUUCAGGUAUAUGAAAACAUUAACAUAUUAUUAAGUAUAUUUCUAUAAACUUUGCACAUACUGUGGAUAUGUAGGUAACUUUGAGGUUUGAUUUAGAUUUCUUUUACUGAUAUCCUUAAGGCAAUAAUUGUCACUUUCUGCCUUUUCUAUUCCUUCCCAUUUAACCAGUAAAACUGAUCUAAGUUUCUAUCACUAUAAAUAUGGGACAUGAAGGAAGAGACUAGAGGAAGGAGGGCAGAAAUCUUCUAGAAGUGUUUGUAGACCUCAAGGUCUACAAUAAGAUAACAAGGUUAGUUUUAGAUUUUUGGUCAUCGAUGAUCAUUAUUAUUUUUUUAAUUUUUUAAGAUACUGAAAAAUUAUAACAAUAUUUAAGCACAUUUAUAACACUUUUUCUAGUAUCCUACUACUGUCAUUACUCAUUUAAAGCCCAUGUGCUUGGCACUGUAUGUAAGUACUGAAAUCAUUUAAUUAUGAGAUGCUUUCUCUCUUCACUUCCUGGAACUCAUACCUCCUUUUUCAAGAUUCAGUUCAUGUGUCACUUUUUUCAAGAAACCUUUUUUGAUUCCUUUAGUUGUUACUGCCUAACCCCCAACACCUUGUAUUUAUUAUGUAUUUAUCUUGUAUGUAUUUAUCUGUGUACAUGUUUCUCCCCCUAAUAGAAUGUAAUUGCCUGACAGGCUCAGACACUCACUUCUAUUUUGUAUUCUCAGUGCCUGGCACAUAAUAGGUGCUUAAUAAAUAUUUUAGAUGAAUUCCA